CCAUGUCUUGCAACCGUUUCUUGCUAAUCUAUAUAUUGUUCCAUCUUCUAAGCGAUUUAUUUAAUUACCACUUCUAAAUUUCUCACCUUCGGGUUAGUCAGUUACUUUUUCUUCCACCAGUUUUACUCCAUGCCGCCAUGGCAGAUUAACAAUUCUUAUAUUAUUAUUUUUGUCCGCUUUCUCUUCUAAAACCAGAAUUCAUCUCGCUCUCCUUUUUCCUUAGAAAUCAUUUAUGGCUAAGAGAACAAAGAGAACUUUUAUGAUACCAACUAAGGUAUCAAGUUUGUAUUUCCGAGAUUUAAUUUGCAUGUCUCUUGGUUUUGCAUAUUUUGCAUGUCUCUUGGUUUCGUUUUAACAUCAUUUUACUUUAUACUUUGUAAAUGAUUAUAAUUUCAUUCUUAUUACAUCAUUUUGUCCAUUAUUAAUUUGCUCUUGAAAAAGUGUUUGAGAAACUAACUGUGGGAAGAGACAUGGUUUUGUUUUCAGGUUCCGUGUGAAACAUAUUUAGAAACGAAAACUCUUACACAAAUCAAAUCGAUAAUAUCUAUAUCGUUUCUGACCUACCCAAGGUUAUCAAUUCUCAUUUAGUUCUUCUUUUUAGUAGUAUAUAUAUAAAUCAGUCCGAAGUAACCAAUCCCGUCAUUAUCGUCGAACCCAUGGAGACCCCACUCCCUUCUUUAUCGCAGCAAAUAACCCCAAAUCCUACUUCCGCCGCCACCGUCUCUUCUGCUAUUCCGGCGGCAGUCAAGAGUGUUGUCGUUCAACAACCGAUCGAUGGAUCUCCACGCGCCGUCGCUGUUGAUACCGGUGGUAAUCCGGAGCCGCUUGCGGCUGUUCCCGGCGCUAAGCUUCGUCUUAUGUGCAGCUUCGGCGGCCACAUCAUGCCUCGUCCGCACGACAAAUCGUUGACGUACUCCGGCGGAGAGACUCGUCUUGUUGUUGUUGAUCGACGCGCGUCACUGUCUUCGCUCCGAUCUCGUUUAUCUAGUAUACUUCUCAACUGCCGGUCCUUCACGCUCAAGUACCAGCUCCCUAGCGAAGAUCUCGAUUCACUCGUCACCAUCACUACCGAUGAAGAUCUGGAGAAUAUGAUCGAGGAGUACGAUCGCGUGACUUCUUCAGCGACGGUGACUGCUACGCAACGGAUCCGGUUGUUUCUUUUCGCUAACAAGCUCGAGACCGCCGCCACCAUGGGAUCUCUGCUUGACGGCGCGAAAUCUGACACUUGGUUUGUUGAUGCUCUCAAUCAAUCUGGCUUGCUUCCUCGAGGUUUGUCGGAUUCCGCCGCUGUGAAUAACACCUUGGUGAAUCUCGAUGAAGCUAGCGGCGGAGACACCGAGAUCCAAAACCUAGAAACUAAUGCUGGCGGCGAGAACAAUAAACGAGGGGAUUUGUUGGCUCCUAACGGUGUGAUUUCGCAUCAGGAGAUGCAUAUGAGCUCGAUGCCUGACUCGCCGAUGAUGGAAGCCGCUGGUUCUUCGAUAGGAUCCUCAUCGUCUUCUCCUUCUACUUCCAAUUUGCCACCGAUUCGCGUUAGAGUCAGCGAAGACCAGAGGAUUGAGGAACAGUUGGCACAUAUGACCUUCUCAAACAUGCAAACUCAGAGGCAAUUUGAUGAUGGAAUUAGCUUGAUGACAAAUCGGCCAAUGAUGGUUCCGUCUGGUUCCAUGACUGAUGGUUCAAUAGCUUAUAACAACUCACCUAGUGAUAGUGCUGCUCUCCCAAGCAACGGCCAGGUCUCACCGCAUGACGAUCGGUCCGAUUCAUGUGUAUCAGCUGGCUACAGAAAGCCACCUUUGCCGAUGCAGCCUGUAACGAUCCCACCGAGAACUAUCGGAGGGUAUGCUUUGACAUCCCCUGAUUCUGUUGCAAGUGAUACGAGCAUUUCUUCUGCUACUUCAUUUUCGAAGCCAAUGUACUACCAAGACCAACCUCCAGCUCUGCCAAAAGCUCCUUCAGUGACACAGCCUGAAACUACCUCGGUCCAAAGCUCCCAUGUCUUACCUCAGACUGAAACUACUUCACCCCACACCACCUCCCAUAUCCAAUCUCAGUCAGGUACAUACACAACCAUGGAUCAACAACAACACCAACCAACGGUUCAGCAACCUUACUUACAAGGCGUUCAGUACAUCCCUCACGCAUCUCAAUACUUCCCAGUUUACUCUCAUCAGCAACAAAACUACCCGGUUUACGUGAUGUCUGUCCCGCAAUCUCAACAGUAUGUCCCAGCAGGAACUCCCCCGCUCUACCCGAUCUCAAAACCCGCCACAAACUCGAGAUCUGAAGCUGCCCAAAACGUUUACCGUGCUGCUCCCCCUCAUGUUCUUCAGCUUCAGCAGCAGCAACAUCAAUACAUGGGUUACACUGGAGUUCCUCAACAUACUACAAACGCAAACGCCAAUUACGGUACUGGAGUUCCUCAACAUGCCACAAACGCAAACGCCAAUUACAGUAUUGGAGCUCCUCCUCAACAUAGCACAAACGCAAACACCAAUUACGGUGGCGCCUACGAAUACACAAACCCUCCAAGCGAGACAGUGUAUUACCACGCACAACCUCCUGUUGCCAACACUGCUAUUCCAUUAGCAUCUCCGUACCAAAGCAUGACACCAGCUGCAGCGGCAGCCGCUCUAGCUGAUAUGUCCAAGCAGAUGGCUCUUGACGGCGGCAACCAGCAACAACAUAUGGCUCCGUCUCAGCCGCUUUAAAAAGUUGGAUUUUUGGUAAUAAACGCGCAAAGUGUGACUGUAUAGCUAUUUUUUUUUUUUUU
Molecule: messenger RNA, 2773 nt
Organism: Camelina sativa (false flax)
Lineage: Eukaryota; Viridiplantae; Streptophyta; Magnoliopsida; Brassicales; Brassicaceae
Source: RefSeq, a predicted model, not a curated record